Messenger RNA from Cladocopium goreaui, 731 nucleotides. NCBI's taxonomy places the organism in Eukaryota, Dinophyceae, Suessiales, Symbiodiniaceae. The record is from the annotation of a GenBank genome assembly.
AUGCCGGUGCGGGGUCCUGGAGAGCGCGAAGUUGAAGUUACCAUGUUUGAAGGUAGGCGAUUUCCCGAAACCGUGCCGGAGCUCCUGGCAGCCACACUGAAGGAGUGGCGUUAUGUGCUUCGUCGACUGCUUUUAUUUGCCUUCUUCUUCGUAUGGUUGUACACUCUAGCCGAGCACUACUGCGUCCAAGAAGGCAAUAUCGACAAGGAGGUUUGUAUCUUGCUGGCAUUUACAGCCCCUUUGAUGGGCGUCUCCGUGAGCCAGCGGUUCCAUCGUGGUAUUCAGAUGAUCUGGCACACACCUAACAGGUGGCGCUAUUUUCAAAUCUUCGGCUUUUUUGCGAUGCUGUUUUACUUGGUGUCCCUGAAGGCUUUCCAACCUCAGCGUUGGGCGGAACUUGUUCGAGAGCAGCCCUGGUUGGCAUGGCUGCAUCAGGCUCACUACACCAUCCAUACGUCCGUCCUGGGCACCUUCGUUCUCUCUUGUGUCUCUUGCUUGUAUUUGGCGACGGCCAGUGGCGUCAUCUUCUUGUUCUGGAAAACCUCCCUGCGCGUCCCGACUGUGGCCGACACCACCGUGGUGGAGUGUGGACCUUUGCAAAGUGACACAGGCACUGUGAAUUGCGGUCUUUGCCAACUGGGUCUCUGUUUGGACAACACCUGCAUGUAGCGCAGCGGCUCUGUUGCUCUGCGAGGGGCGCUGGAGAUUCCCGGGAGACUCUCAAAGUGUCC